UUGUAGAGUCCAAUGCUUCAGUGUGAGUCAGACCGACGCCUCAUCCCAACUCCAAAACCACCCUUUUUACACUAAUCUCUUUCUUCCCUUCCGCCUCUCUUUCUGUUUUAUCUCUUCAACCUUAAACCCCAACUCUAAACAGUAAAAAAGCUUCUCAUUUUUCCUUCAUCUCUGCUGCAAUGUUAAGCGACAAAAAAAAGCUGAUCCUUAACACCGUUUCAGUCAGCAUAGGCUGCAGCAGCUGCAAGAGAUCCAAGCUCGCUAGCUUUUUCAACCCCAAACCCAAAUCCAAAUCCAAAUCCAAACCCAAACCCAAAUCUAAUUUCCAAUCUCUUUACACCUCUUCUUCUUCGAGCUCUUCCAAGAAAGCAGCCACCCAUUAUUAUUUCUCGGAAACCGCCACCUCUUUUUCUCCCAGCACUGACACUCCUCGCUGCUGGGACAUGGACACCGAUGACACAGACCACGACACUAAGGGUUCAAUGUCGACUGUACGAGGUUUUGGUCGUGUCGGAGGGGAGAGUCUAGCGGUGGAGAAAGACUCCGACGACCCUUAUUUGGACUUCAGGCACUCCAUGUUGCAAAUGAUACUGGAGAAAGAGAUAUAUUCGAAAGAUGAUUUGAGAGAGCUUCUCAACUGUUUCUUGCAGCUGAAUUCGCCUUAUUACCAUGGGAUUAUUAUUAGAGCUUUCACGGAGAUCUGGAACGGGGUUUUCAACGUCAAGCCUGGUGGUGGCGGCGCCGGUGCUUCCCCAGAGCUGCAUUUUGGGUUCAGGCCACGUGACUUCUAGGUGCCGCUGUUGCUACGUUAUCUAUGGUCUCUCUUUUUUUUUUUUUUUCCUUAGCUUCAAGUACAGUGCAAUAGGUUAAUAAUAAAUUAGUUAAAUGUCUGACUAUUGCUUUUAAACGCUUGUUAAGGUAGUAUUUAAAGAAAUAUUUUCGAGUUUAAUGCAAUAGUAAGUUGUGAAUGUGAAGGCUUGGAAAUAUUUCUUUAAAUAAAAUCUUUUUAACAAGUGUGUUUAUGGCACUUUUUAACUUACUCUUCAUUAAUAUCGCGUCUCCCAACAUUAAAGGUAGAGAAAGAGAAGUAGAAUGCGUAAAAGACCCACUAAAAUAGUAUUGUGGGUCAUAUACAUGUAGAAGUUAAUAUUUGAGCUUUGGAAAUGGAAGACUGUUCUAUUAUUUACUUCUGACAAAUUGCUAAAUAUAUAAAUGAUAGUGAAGUAA
This is a messenger RNA of Gossypium raimondii (Peruvian cotton), 1227 nucleotides long. RefSeq names its product transcription repressor OFP6. Lineage: Eukaryota; Viridiplantae; Streptophyta; Magnoliopsida; Malvales; Malvaceae. The transcript has a single exon. Gene Ontology annotation, biological process: negative regulation of DNA-templated transcription. The record is from RefSeq and is a predicted model, not a curated record. The coding region runs from base 180 to 791 and encodes 203 amino acids.